AUGUCGCUCGUCCUACCAGAACAGCACCAGCAAUUUCAGCAUAUCUUGCGUUUGCUCAACACGAACGUCGAUGGGAAGAGGAAGAUUAUGUAUGCGCUGACGGAGAUUAAGGGUGUUGGACGAAGGUACUCGAAUAUUGUGUGUAAGAAGGCGGAUGUUGAUUUGAGUAAACGUGCGGGUGACCUCAACUCAGACGAACUCGAGCGGAUCGUCACCAUCAUCCAGAACCCCACGCAAUACAAAAUCCCCGUCUGGUUCCUUAACAGACAAAAAGACAUCAACGACGGGAAGAACUACCAGAUUCUCUCUAACAACGUCGACUCGAAGUUGCGUGACGACUUGGAGAGAUUGAAGAAGAUCCGUGCGCAUCGUGGACUUAGACAUUUCUGGGGAUUGAGAGUGAGGGGUCAGCAUACGAAGACUACUGGUCGUCGCGGGAAGACGGUCGGUGUAUCAAAGAAGCGUGGUUAAACUUUUCUGCGUCGCUUCGUCUCGUAUUGCCCUAUCUACCUACGCAAUUCACAUGUAUACGCCUCAUACAUAUGUCCCACCUAUGCGUUAUAAUACGUGUAUGCGUGAUUUCAUGUCAAGUGUGACUGUAUAGAUAGAUUCGAUGUGAUGAGGACGACAGAGCUCAGCUCUUCUCACUUCUUACG
Molecule: messenger RNA, 656 nt
Organism: Fomitiporia mediterranea MF3/22
Lineage: Eukaryota; Fungi; Basidiomycota; Agaricomycetes; Hymenochaetales; Hymenochaetaceae
Product: 40s ribosomal protein
Exons: 3
Coding region: 1-471 (156 amino acids)
Biological process (GO): translation
Cellular component (GO): ribosome; small ribosomal subunit; cytosol
Molecular function (GO): structural constituent of ribosome; RNA binding
Source: RefSeq, a predicted model, not a curated record